Molecule: messenger RNA, 2135 nt
Organism: Leguminivora glycinivorella
Lineage: Eukaryota; Metazoa; Arthropoda; Insecta; Lepidoptera; Tortricidae
Gene: Caf1-105
Product: chromatin assembly factor 1 subunit B
Exons: 7
Coding region: 77-1885 (602 amino acids)
Biological process (GO): nucleosome assembly; DNA replication-dependent chromatin assembly
Cellular component (GO): nucleus; CAF-1 complex
Molecular function (GO): protein binding
Source: RefSeq, a predicted model, not a curated record
GAUUGUUUGGGCAGAUUUUAGUAUCUUGAAUUAUUUACAAUAAUAUUCAUUUAAAUUACUAAGAAAUACUUACGAGAUGAAGUUUGCUAUCCCCGAGAUUUCUUGGCAUAAUAGGGAUCCUGUACUUAGUGUAGACUUUCAGCCAAAAACCGAAGAAAAUGGUCCAUUGCGUUUAGCAACUGGGGGAACAGAUUCGCACGUUUUGAUAUGGUACGUGUCUCCGUUAGAAAAUGGUUCAGUGAAUUUAGAAGUAGCAGCUGACCUCACGCGACAUCAGAAAGCAGUAAACGUGGUACGAUGGUCGCCUAGCGGCCAGUAUCUGGCGUCGGGGGACGAUGAGUCGAUCAUAUUUGUUUGGCAGCAGAAGACAGAGAAGGACCCCUUGCCUGCUGAUCCUAAUGAGGAACAAUACAAAGAAACUUGGGUUAUUUAUAAAACUCUUCGCGGACACUUAGAGGAUGUAUUGGAUCUUAGCUGGGCUUCCAAUUCCCUGCACCUAGCCUCCGGCUCCGUGGACAACAAACUGGUGGUUUGGGAUGUAACUCGGGGAAAAUACAGCUCCAUUCUCAGUGAUCACAAGGGCUUUGUUCAAGGUGUGGCCUGGGACCCUAAGGGGCAACUGAUUGCAUCAGCUAGUACCGACAGAGUAUUCCGCACCUUCGACAUCACCACGAAGAAGGUAACAUCUCGCAGCAGCAAGGCCUCCCUGCCGUUCCCGGCGGCUCACCCGCUGCACGGCGUGCCGGUGCGCCUGUUCCACGACGACACGCUGCAGACCUACUACCGGCGCCUGCAGUUCAGCCCCGACGGCAUGCUGAUCGCCGUGCCCGCGGGCAGGAUAGAGGCCGAGGUCAAGAUGGAAAUCAAGCCGAUAAAUGCAGUUUAUAUUUAUACUAGAUAUAGUUUGAAAGUGCCAGCCUGCGUGCUGCCGUGCGGCGACCCGGCGCUGGUGACGCGCUGGAGCCCCGUGACGUACGGCGUGCGGCCGGGCGGGCCGCGCGGCCUGCCGCUGCGCGCGCGCAUGCUGCUGGCCGUGGCCACCAGGCGCUCCGUCAUGAUCUACGACACGCAGCAGAAGACGCCUGUCGCGGUCAUAUCUAACAUACAUUACACGAGGCUUACAGACCUGAGCUGGUCGCCGGACGGACGCACACUGGUGGCGUCCAGCACGGACGGCUACUGCUCCGUCGUGUCCUUCGCGCCCGGCGAGCUGGGGGACGCGCUGCCCGACGCUCCCGAGCAAACUCGCAAGGAUGUUGCGGAACAAAUGGAAGUUGACACUGAAGAACAGACUGAAGCUGAGAAAGAUGUCAAGGAAGCUAAAACAAUAGAGAAAAAAGAAGAACCUACCCCAAGCCCAAAAUCCAAGACACGUAAAAUAGACUCUUUCAUAAAAUUCAAAGCACCCUCAGAAAAGUCGCCAAAAAAGGGAAAAUCUGAACCCAAAGCAAAAACCCCUGUGAAAAUAGACCUCCUCGUCGAAACGGCGAUGCCGUCGUGGUCAGACAACUCCAGCAACGAAAUCAUUAAACCACCUUCAGACGGAGACAAAAACAGCAAAGAUGAAGUUAUGAUAAUUGAAGACAGUGAAGACAUGAAACUCGUGUACGAAGAAACUGAACAGAACAAAUCUAGUGAAAGUCAAUCACCAACUCAAGCUUCAACUGCUAACAAAUCAGACGCAGGCGAUACUAAGACGACAAAUGAAAGUCCACCCAAAACAAAGGUUUCACCUAAAAAUACCAUGAACUCAUUCCUACAGCAAGCCAAGGUGACGGAUAUGAAGGAGCCCGUGGCGGUGGCGUCUGUCCCCAGCCCAAAGGCGCCCCGGCGGGUCAGUUUCGUCACGCUGUCGAGCCCAAAGAAUUCUAAGAAAAAGCUAUAAAACGGACUUUGACAAUAAGAGUAUUUUUGAUAUGCAGGCAUAAGUAUUUUAUAAUGUGGACACAGAUAAUUUUGUAUACAUUUCAUAUUCAAAUAAUGUCGAGUCUGAGAUAGAGAUCUUGAUGAUUGAAAUAAGACUGUUAUUUUUUGUGAAUUUUAAUAAUUAGGAUUAUAAUUAUUUUAACUAGUACACUCUCAGAAACAUUAUUAGUUAUAGAUACUUAUGACAAUAAUAAUAAAUAAAAUCAAUU